AUGUGCCGUAAGUGGACAUCGUCCCUCGUCGCACAAUUCCUCGUUCUCUCCCCUGAGCAGCUUACACCAGCUCUUGACACAUUCCCUUCUUUCAAAGAAUACACAUCCUCGCCUGGUCGGUUCCGCGGCUUCUGUAGCGAGUGUGGUACAUCUGUAACCUGGCGCUCUGCAGACUAUACCCCCAUCUUUGAUCUCUACUUGGGCACAUUAGAUGAAGAAUGGCUGGUUGACCGGGAGACGGGAAAGACGCUGGCAAUUCCCAAUGGAACUCAGUACUGGCUCCAGAAUGCUAUCGAUGGUGUCACUGACAAACUCAAGGGUGGUAGGGAGUAUCUCACAGAAGGGCCAGAUGGGCUACGAGACCUCGAUCCUGUAUCCAAGACAAGCGAUGGACUCAUUUAG
Messenger RNA from Fusarium keratoplasticum, 402 nucleotides. Its product is annotated as CENP-V/GFA domain-containing protein. Bases 1 to 402 code for a protein of 133 amino acids. The transcript has a single exon. Gene Ontology annotation, molecular function: carbon-sulfur lyase activity. The record is from RefSeq and is a predicted model, not a curated record. NCBI's taxonomy places the organism in Eukaryota, Fungi, Ascomycota, Sordariomycetes, Hypocreales, Nectriaceae.